Ilex paraguariensis (yerba mate) is the source of this 3495-nucleotide messenger RNA. The record is from the annotation of a GenBank genome assembly. Lineage: Eukaryota; Viridiplantae; Streptophyta; Magnoliopsida; Aquifoliales; Aquifoliaceae.
AUGGUAGCCUUGGAUUUAUAUAGCAGUACCAGCGGCGUACUGCUUAGGAAAACCCUAAUUUUGGAGGAGGCUGCGCAAGGCUUUGGGAAAACCCUAAUUUUUGUGGAGCGACAAAAGUUGACACCAUUGGUCUAUAAAAAGCCUGUAACUUCUAGCUUGACACACCAAACAAAUCUCUUCUAUAAACAUUCAUACCUCUAUCUUUCAAAGCAAGUGAUCAUCAAAAUGGAUUCGACACCAGCCUUGAGGCGGUCUGAGUCGAUAGCAGAUACUAUGCCGGAGGCUCUAAGGCAGAGCCGGUACCACAUGAAGAGGUGCUUUGCUAUGUUUGUUGAAAAGGGAAGGCGUUUGAUGAAAGUUAACCACCUAAUGGAUGAAAUGGAUACAGUGAUGGCUGACAAAACUGAAAGGGCUCAGGUCUUGGAGGGCUUACUUGGCUACAUCUUGUGCACCACUCAGGAGGCUGCGGUUGUUCCUCCAUAUGUAGCUUUUGCCGUCAGACCAAAUCCUGGAUUCUGGGAAUUUGUUAAAGUGAGCGCUAAUGAUCUAUCGGUUGAGGGUAUUACUGCGAAUGAGUACUUGAAAUUCAAAGAAAUGAUCAUCGAUGAGAAUUGGGCAAAUGAUCAAAAUGCACUGGAAGCUGAUUUUGGAGCAUUGGACUUCUCAAUGCCUCACUUGACUCUAUCUUCUUCAAUUGGAAAUGGAGUCAGUUUCAUCUCUAAGUUCCUUACUUCCAAGACGAAUGAUGGCCAAUGGAGUGCACAGCCUCUCAUCGACUACUUACUCUCAUUGAAUCACCAAGGAGAGAAACUUAUGAUCAAUGAGACCCUCAACACGCCUUCAAAGCUUCAAGGAGCACUGAUAGUAGCAGAAGCCUCCCUCUCUACACAACCCAAAGAUUUGCUUUACCAGAACUUUGAGCUGAGAUUCAAAGAGUGGGGAUUCGAGAAGGGAUGGGGUGAUACUGUUGAAAGAGUUAAGGAGACAAUGAGAACGCUUUCAGAAGUACUCCAGGCACCUGACCCUUUAAACAUGGAGAAGUUCUUUGGUAGGGUCCCAACGAUAUUCAAUGUCGUAUUGUUUUCUGUCCAUGGAUACUUUGGUCAAGAGGAUGUCCUUGGUUUGCCUGACACUGGUGGACAGGUAGUUUAUGUUUUGGAUCAAGUGAGAGCAUUUGAAGAGGAAUUGCUCCUCAGAAUUAAGCAGCAAGGUCUUAAUGGGAAGCCUCAAAUUCUAGUGGUCACCCGACUCAUCCCUGAUUCAAAGGGGACAAAGUGCAACCAGGAGUUAGAACCAGUAAUCGGUACAAAGCACUCCCACAUCCUCCGGGUGCCAUUUAGGACAGAAAAUGGAGUUCUCCGCCAAUGGGUUUCUCGUUUUGACAUUUAUCCCCAUCUUGAGAGGUUUACUCAGGAUGCGACGGACAAAAUCCUUGAGGUCAUGGAAGCAAAACCAGAUCUUAUCCUAGGAAACUAUACUGAUGGGAAUUUGGUGGCAUCUCUAAUGGCAACCAAACUUGGGAUAACCCUGGGAACUAUUGCACAUGCUCUAGAGAAGACAAAGUAUGAGGAUUCAGACUUCAAGUGGAAGGAAUUCGAACCCAAGUAUCACUUCUCAUGUCAAUUCACAGCCGAUACAAUUGCUAUGAAUCAAGCAGAUUUCAUCAUCACAAGCACAUACCAAGAAAUUGCUGGAAGCAAAGAUAGGCCCGGGCAGUAUGAAAGCCACACUGCAUUUACACUUCCGGGGCUUUGUAGAGUUGUUUCAGGCAUCAAUGUCUUUGAUCCAAAAUUCAAUAUUGCUUCUCCUGGGGCAGACCAAUCCGUCUAUUUCCCUCACACAGAGCUGCAGAAGAGACUAACAUCGUUUCGUGCAUCCAUUGAAGAACUGCUCUUUAGUAAAGUUGAUAAUGCUGAGCACAUUGGAUAUCUAGAAGACAGAAAGAAACCGAUCAUUUUCUCCAUGGCAAGACUUGAUGUAGUGAAGAACAUCACUGGAUUAACCGAGUGGUUUGGAAUGAACAAACGGCUGAGAAAUUUGGUCAAUCUAGUCAUUGUUGCAGGUUUCUUUGAUCAUUCAAAAUCAAAAGACAGAGAAGAAAUAGCUGAAAUAAAGAAGAUGCACAUGUUGAUAGAAAAAUAUCAGCUUAAGGGUCAGAUCAGAUGGAUAGCAGCACAGACUGAUAGGCACAGGAACAGUGAGCUUUACCGUACUAUUGCUGAUACAAAGGGAGCGUUUGUGCAGCCUGCUCUAUAUGAAGCUUUUGGCCUUACAGUCAUCGAGGCAAUGAACUGUGGAUUGCCAACAUUCGCGACCAACCAAGGAGGUCCAGCUGAAAUAAUUGUUGAUGGGGUUUCGGGUUUUCAUAUUGAUCCUAACAAUGGAGACGAGUCAGGCAAUAAGAUUGCUGACUUCUUCCAGAAGUGCAGGGAGGAUGCUGAAUACUGGAACAAGAUUUCAGCAGCUGGCUUAAAGCGUAUAAAUGAAAGCUACACGUGGAAGAUCUACGCGAACAAGGUGUUGAAUAUGGGGUGCAUCUAUAGGUUCUGGAGGCAGUUGAACAAGGACCAGAAGCAGGCAAAACAAAGAUAUAUUCAGCUGUUCUAUAACCUCCAAUUCAGAAACUUGGUGAAAAAUGUGCCCACUCCAAGUGAAGAAGCUCAAGAAGGGCCCAAGGACAAAAUCAAACCACAGCUCUCAAAAAAGCAAGUGACCUAACUUCUUCCAAGUCAGCUUUUCUCACAACAAUGGCUUAGGAACUCCUAUAUUUGACAGACAUGCUUCUGUUUUAUUCUUUGAUAUUCUUUGGUUCCUUCCACAGUGGUCCCAUUUUAUUAGACAAACAUGACAUAUGAAAAUUUCUUUGAACAACAGAUGUGACUGCAUUAGGCAAUAACAUCAAGGUUUUCAACUAGUUUUCAAAGGAUACUAAUUGAUUGAAUUGAAAGAAAAAUAAGUUAUUCGAAAAUCCCAUUUUGAAAAUUUUAAAAAAAAGUCCAAACUACCAGCCCCGUAGACUCGAUGUGAGUUUAUUGAAUAGCUUUCCUCCCUACAACAUUGAUAUCCAUUGAAACCCACUGGGGCAUAGUCUAGUUGGCUGCUAUGUCGCUCCUUCCAGAUUAUCAUCAUAGUGUGUAUGAAUCAUAAAAGUGUAUUUUUUUUUCCUGUCCAUCAGGUUCACAGAGUCUCGGUUUUGCUGUUUUAGAUUAUAGUAAAACUAAAUCUAAAUGUGCUUGUGUUUUGUGUCAUCAGGCGCACAUCGUUUCGGUUACAAAGCUUGUUUAGAGCUUGAAAAAGAAUACCCAAUUUACAGAAGUCACUGGGCUCAAAGUGCAUCUUGUACCACCUUAUGUAUGUGCCAUCAGUUUAUAUUUUCGAAGUAUGGUUGUGUGACAAGCUUAAAGCAAGGCUUUGUAUCCUAAAAUAACAAAUAAGGAAUUGCUGUUGAUGUGAUUCAGAUCAACAGUGUUUGAAUUUUUAAAGUUUAUAAACAAG